This is a messenger RNA of Mycena citricolor, 1137 nucleotides long. The record is from the annotation of a GenBank genome assembly. Lineage: Eukaryota; Fungi; Basidiomycota; Agaricomycetes; Agaricales; Mycenaceae.
CUCACCCAUGUCUGCAGAGUUCGACGACGUACUCACCAACCAACCUGUCGUCAUCGACAAUGGCUCUGGGACCAUCAAGGCUGGUUUCGCUGGCCAAGACCAUCCAAAAUGUUUCUUUCCUUCUUUUGUUGGGCGACCAAAGCAUGUUAGGAUGAUGGCGGGUGCUUUGGAGGGCGAUGUAUUCAUUGGCAAACGAGCGCAAGAGUUUCGUGGACUGCUCAAGAUCAAAUAUCCGAUGGAACACGGGAUCGUGACGGACUGGGACGACAUGGAACGUAUAUGGAACUGGGUCUACGCGGAAGAGCUUGGGACUUUGAGCGAAGAGCAUCCAGUCUUGCUUACCGAAGCACCAUUAAAUCCCAGAGCCAACCGCGAGUACGCCGCUCAACUAUUGUUCGAAACAUUCAAUGUCCCUGCUCUCUACAUAUCCGUUCAAGCAGUGUUGUCUUUAUAUUCGUCGGGACGAACUACGGGAAUCGUCAUAGACUCUGGAGAUGGCGUUACACAUGCAGUUCCUGUGUUUGAAGGCUUUUCGAUGCCGCAUGCUAUACGUCGGGGACGUGACGGAUUAUCUCCAAUUGUUGCUGCGAAAGUCUGGACACAACCUUUACACUACCGCAGAGCGAGAAUGGUUAGAACGAUCAAGGAGAAAUGCUGCUACAUCGCGUUAAAUCCGGCGAAAGAGGAGAAAGACUCUCAAGGUCGAACAGAAGAAUUCCGUCUCCCAGACGGUAAUGUCAUCCAACUGGGAACCGAGCGCUUCCGUGCGCCCGAAAUACUGUUCAAUCCAGAGCUCAUCGGGCAGGAGUAUGCUGGUGUUCACCAAGUUGUGUUCGACUCCAUCAAUCGCGUGGACCUGGAUCUGCGCAAGUCACUCUUCUCGAAUAUUGUUCUCAGUGGGGGCAGAUUCGGGGACCGCCUUCUCAAUGAAGUCAAGAAAGUCGCGCUGAAAGACAUCAAGAUCAGAAUUUACGCUCCCCCUGAGCAUGUGGGUCUCCGCAGAGGAGUAUCAGAAGACCCAGAUAUCAUCCACAAAAAGUCGGGGUUUUAGAGUUUCUUGGUCGAGCACGCACACUACGCAUAUUCACCACUAUUCUAUGAUACCCGCCUUACAUACUUCCUUGCAUGUACAUAUCA